This is a messenger RNA of Paracoccidioides lutzii Pb01, 309 nucleotides long. RefSeq lists its product as hypothetical. The transcript has 2 exons. The record is from RefSeq and is a predicted model, not a curated record. The coding region runs from base 1 to 309 and encodes 102 amino acids.
AUGCAAGGCAUUACCAAAGUUCAACAAAUGCUUUGUAUCCUAGCGAGGGGCAAUACUAAAGACAAACAUAUCACAACCCUGCUGAACUUGGUGAACCAUUGUCAAAGCAUCCGUGAAAAGUUUAAUGAGAAUGCUGUUUUGGUUAUCAGUAUGGGUUAUGAUGAUGAUGAUGAUGAUGAUGAUGAUGAUGAUGAUGAUGAUGAUGAUGAUGAUGAUGGAUUCAGUGUCUCCCACAUCUUGGGUCUCAGUGAUCCUGAAGGUUCGGCUGAUCAGCAGAUAGAAGGGCACGCCCGUGAGGCCAGUCAUUGA